CCGAUUUCCGUUUUAUCACCUCUUUUGAAUCGUUAUUCACCUAUAUCACAAUCAAUGUACAAUCGAGAUCAGCCAGGAUCGAGUUCCUCAACAACAUCUCCAAAUGGCAAGCAGAGAGCAUCCAUUAUGACUGAACAGGGUUCUUUACCUGGUCUUUUGGUCAACACACCUCUCGAAGAAUCUGUUUGGCCGCCCGCAAGAGAAAGUGACCGAUGGACAGCAUCAGACUUUUGGAGAAAAAGUAGGGAAAGAGCAAAGACAGACAGAAAUAGUUGGGACUAUGUCUUGAGCAGCGGUAUAGCCGGAGGUAUAGCAGGUUGCGUGGCCAAAACAUCUAUUGCCCCUUUAGAUAGGGUAAAAAUUCUCUUCCAGACAUCAAAUGCUGAGUUCACCAAAUAUGCGGGCACACCAAUGGGUUUAUUGCACGCUAUCUCAGUGAUAUACAAAUCUUCUGGAGUCAGAGGUUUGUUCCAAGGACAUUCAGUAACCCUUUUACGGAUAUUCCCCUAUGCCGGGAUCAAAUAUAUGAUGUAUGAUUGGCUGGAGCGUUUAUUGAUAAAACAUCCCGAUCAACGCAGUCCACAACGCUUCUUCCUAGCCGGAUCAGCUUCUGGCGUCUGCUCUGUUUUGUGCACUUACCCCCUAGAGCUCAUCCGUGUCCGUUUGGCCUACCAAACAAAGACAUCAGAACGAACUUCCCUUCUUCAAGUGAUUAAAACCAUUUAUCACGAGGCAGAAAUACCUGUAAACAAGAAACAAUCACAAUCCGUCUCCCCGUUCAUACGCAACCUCCCGCUGUACCCCUUUUACCGAGGUUUCUCAAUGACCAUCUUCGGCAUGAUCCCUUAUGCGGGCGUUUCUUUCCUCACAUACGGUACUUUGAAGCGGUACGCUGCAGAUUAUAUUCCGUACUUUGGUAAUCACGCAACCGCACGCGAUCUGGCUUGCGGUGCGGUCGCCGGGGCGGUCAGUCAGACAUCGAGUUAUCCGUUUGAGGUAGUCAGAAGGAGGAUGCAAGUAGGUGGAACGUUGGGUAAUGGAGGUAUAGGAUGGAGGGAGGCGGUGAAGAGAGUUUACGAGUCAAAGGGAUGGAGGGGAUUCUUCAUCGGAUUGAGUAUUGGCUAUAUCAAAGUCAUCCCUAUGACGAGCAUUUCUUUCGCAACUUGGCAGUUGAUGAAGAGGCUGAUGGAAAUCUCCUAGAAAAGAGAGGAUGAUCAAAAGGAAGGAGAGUGUAUACAGAAGAUAUAUGAGAUAUAUAGCAUCUACACCGCAUUUUGUUCAUUCCGCAUCAACAUUGCACAUGCAUACGAAAAAGUU
Cryptococcus deneoformans JEC21 is the source of this 1317-nucleotide messenger RNA. Its product is annotated as coenzyme A transporter, putative. The transcript is spliced from 6 exons. NCBI's taxonomy places the organism in Eukaryota, Fungi, Basidiomycota, Tremellomycetes, Tremellales, Cryptococcaceae. The record is from RefSeq and is a predicted model, not a curated record. The coding region runs from base 55 to 1200 and encodes 381 amino acids. Gene Ontology annotation, cellular component: mitochondrial inner membrane. Gene Ontology annotation, biological process: transmembrane transport.